Vespa mandarinia (Asian giant hornet) is the source of this 2239-nucleotide messenger RNA. RefSeq lists its product as uncharacterized. Gene Ontology annotation, cellular component: chitin-based extracellular matrix. Lineage: Eukaryota; Metazoa; Arthropoda; Insecta; Hymenoptera; Vespidae. The record is from RefSeq and is a predicted model, not a curated record. Gene Ontology annotation, molecular function: structural constituent of chitin-based larval cuticle.
ACGUGCCGCAAACAACGGCAAUGGCUUCUCCCAUUGAUGAUGCUCUGAAAGAUAGUGUUGAGUUAUCGUGUCGUGAUAAUGAAAGUAGGCAAUGCCGAUGAGCAACGAAUGCCUGUCCAAGAUGCCCCCACUAUUGGCAAAAGCCUUCGUAUAGGUUAUAAAGGACUGCGGUGGGUACUAUCCCACUGCACUCUCUCAGUGAAACUCUCAGAGGACCGUAUACCUCACCGUCGAACCCUUCACAAAACGGAGACACCAUGAGGAUUUUUCUAUUGGUUCUCGCAGCAUGUCUGCUAGCUUUGUCGGAAUCCGCUCGACCUGCUAUACGACCACGAGUAAGAGAACCUCAGGUUUAUUACGAAGAUGACAAUCAGGCGGCCGAAGACGAUUUCGAGUCGGUUUAUCAGCCUAGAACGCGUGCCUUGCCAUCGGCACGCUCUAAGGAGGCUUUACAACCAUCAAAAGCGCCACCCGUACAAACCAUUCGUAAUUACAACAAGGUCAAUGACGACGGAUCGUUCACGUUCGGUUAUGAGGCAGCCGAUGGUUCGUUCAAGGAAGAAACCAGAGGAACGGAUUGCGUUGUAAGAGGAAAGUACGGUUACAUAGAUCCCGAUGGUAACAAAAGAGAGUUCACAUAUGUAUCCGGUAAUCCUUGCGACCCUAAUGCACCGAAGGAAGAAGAGGAGGAUCUUCCGGAAAAACAGGAAGACGAUGAUCUUUCUGGACCAGCAAAUUAUCCAUCCGUUAGACCUGUCCCGAUCAGACCGAUCAGGCCAACUUAUCAGCCAACCACCGCACGUACCCCAACGGCCAUAUUUCAAACACAAUAUCAACUUGACGACGAAGCUAGCCAGGAAUUAGAGGAGGAAGUUCAAAAACCUGUACAACUUCGGCCUACAGCUUUUAGAAAGCCUCAACAGUCUUACGUUCAAGUUUCACCGUCUACUGCUCUUUACGAUUCAACACCAACCACUAGUCCCUCGCAGCUCUAUAGACUAGCAUCAACCUCUAAUGUUCAAUAUCAAACGACAGCCGUUCCUUCGGAAAGACCUCCGUCUACGAUAUCUCCGUUAGCUUAUCAAUCACUCGAGACUAGCACUCGCAAGGCAGUGACUCGUCAUCAAGUCCGUCCUCAAUCGGUCGCCAUUACACCCAGGCCCCAUAUUGCACAAGUCGCCGCACAAUAUGUCUCCCCGAGUAGCACAGAAAGAUCUAUACCGUACAGCGCACAAUCACGGCCCACCCCGAGCACCUCUACUCAUCUUCGCACCAGCGUCAGCCCCUCGAGCUCAGCCCAUCUCAAUUUUGCCGCGGAGUUAGAGCGUUACGUUAACACGGUCGGUGUUCCCUCAAAGUCUACCCAACAAGCCGCACUUUCACCCUCGAGAACGAAGCUAGGUCAGACCACGGUCACUACAGUCCCCGCGGAGCCCAUCUAUCAGUCGGAACUGAUUUACGAUCCCGCAACUGGUCAGUACAAUGCCCAACUUUAUCAAACCUUACCCCAAACCGUUGGCGACUUUAGCUUAAGUCACAAACUCCAACCAUUCGUAGCCCAGCCCCAGUCCCUACUUGGUCUCCAGCAACUACAACAGAUUCAGCAACAUCAGCAACAACCUCAACGUCAGUCCGCUGUUUACAAGCAACACGUAACGCAACCCGUCCAAUCGGCUUCGAUCUCGGCUGUGUCCGUUGCCCAACCCCAGGAACUUCUCUACAGGAAACAACAGACCCAGUUGCUCAUGCAGUCCCAGAAUCUUUAUGCCCAGCAGCAACAACGUCGUCAGCAACAACAACAGCCACAACAACAACAACCUCACAAACUUCAAUUGCUCGAAUCUCAGAGAGACCCACAGGCCUUUUAUUAUGUCGCACCAUUGAGAUCGUCCGGUGCAGCGGCUGGUGCGGCGGCUGGUACGCCUCUUACCGCGAGUCAAAUCGAUCAGUAUCUUCGUUCCAGUUCAGCUAACAACUAUUGAUCGGUACGAGAUAGCCACGGAGCGUUUCGUUUUUAUAUAUAUAUAUAUAUAUAUAUAUAUAUAUAUAUAUAUACGCGAAUUUAUCUUCAGGGUCCUCGAGAAUUGCAUCAAACGCACCGUCUUUAAAAUCUUGCUUGCGAAUCUUCUAGAAAGUUGUUCGUUUCGCUACACGCUUGUCAGAUCGAUGUACAGGGAGACGGCUAUACGCGAUUAAUAUAUACAUAAAUAUAUAUAUAUAUAUAUAUAUAUAUAUAUAU